Haliotis rubra (blacklip abalone) is the source of this 4306-nucleotide messenger RNA. RefSeq names its product multiple epidermal growth factor-like domains protein 6. The coding region runs from base 1 to 3189 and encodes 1062 amino acids. Lineage: Eukaryota; Metazoa; Mollusca; Gastropoda; Lepetellida; Haliotidae. The transcript has 6 exons. Gene Ontology annotation, molecular function: scavenger receptor activity. The record is from RefSeq and is a predicted model, not a curated record.
AUGCUUGUAGAAUAUUCUCUAAAUAUUGGUGGGUCAGGUGCAUGUGCUGGAAAGUGUGACUAUGGUCCACAGUGUGAAAGACCUUGCCCCUCUGGGUGUCAGCACCACCUCCCAAAGCCACACCCCACCACUGCAAGUCCAUUUUCCACGACAAAAGUACCACAAGAUGAUCCUGUCUUCAGUACCACCAGUGCACCAAGUCCUCUGGAAAGAUUCCUAAAGACCAAGGUUUCUUACCCAAAAACAACAACUUACCCUCCCAUCCCUCCAUACCCGACCUCUGUCCGCCCAUGUCACCCAGACACAGGUGCCUGUCUCAGUGGCUGUGUGAAGGGAAGGUACGGCAGUUUGUGCCAGCACUCAUGCAGCUCCAACUGUUCAGAGCAAGACUGCCUUCAGUCAGGAGAGUGUGUCAGUGGAUGCAGACGUGGAUCGUACGGAGACACGUGCAACACGCCCUGCAGCAGCAGCUGCAUCUAUCAGGAGUGUCACCAGAAUGGAACAUGUGCCCUUGGCUGCAUUGAUGGUUUUUAUGGACACUCUUGUGAUGCAAGAUGUGGCAAGAACUGUCUUCACCAUGGCUGCAGACAGAAUUCGUCAACAGGGACAUUUGUGUGCAAAGAUGGCUGUGUGGCUGGUUGGAGAGGUAGGAUGUGUCAACACAGGUGCCCUGUUCAUUGCCUGUCGUGCCAUCCUGACAUUGAAAGAGGGUCCUGUUCAUCCUGUGAGCAAGGCUGGAGUGGCAUCAACUGCAAAAUACCAAUCAUCAACCACUGUAAAGCUCCCAUUGAGGGAGAGAAGUGUACCUCUGGUUGCUCUGACGGAUUCUGUGGCUUGACAUGUCAGUUGAAGUGUCCAGACUUCUGUCUGCGUUGUGAGCAGGAGGGCAAUGAAUGCACGCUGUGUCAUCCUGGGAGGUUUGGUUCAAGAUGUGACAAGUUCUGUAAGGACUGCCAGCAAGGUCUCUGUCGGACUGACACAGGAGAAUGUAUUCAUGGAUCUAGGCAACAGGAGGAUUAUGUGUGUCAUCAGCAUGCAUAUAUGCUGGAUUUCAACUCUACCCACUGUGCAAGGCAUCACAGGGAAAAGCGGCAUAUUGUUCAGUGCACAGACCACUGCCAGUCCAGUUCCUGCUCAGUGUGUGACCUCGGUUGGUUUGGUGAGAGAUGCACCAAGUUCUGCCCCCAGAACUGCUUUGAUGGUUGCAACAAGACAGGAGCCUGCAAUGGAUGCCAUCCCAACUAUUAUGGAGACAAAUGUGAGCUGAAAUGCCCACAAAACUGUAGAGAGAGCAGUCCAGGGGAGGUUGUAUGUGAUGAACAGAGAGGACACUGUUUGGCUGGAUGCAAAACAGGCUGGUAUGGAGACUCUUGUAAUGUCAUCUGCCCCCAGAACUGUAAAAGGAAUAUAUGCAAUCAAUAUAAUGGCAAAUGUACAAAUGGUUGCAAUCUAGGUUGGAAGUGGAACAGUCAUCUGAAAAGAUGCUUACAAGAGUCCUUUACCUUUUUAAGAAAUGUCAAGCCCAAACAUCAACCCUUAUCCUGCAGGAACCAGAUGUAUGGGGAGGGCUGUGAAAUAAACUGUUCCACAUCCUGCAUUAAUUCCUCUUGUGAAAUCAGUUCAGAAAGAAAAAGUCCUGUGUGUUCAUUUGGAUGUGUUGACGGUUAUCAUGGUCAGUAUUGUGAAAACAGAUGUCCAGCCGGUUGCCAGUCAUGUUCUGAUAAGUCGGUCUGCACCAGCUGCAAGCCUGGAUUGUAUGGACAGACAUGUUCAGAUACUUGUAGCUCUAACUGCAAGGGAUGCUGGUGUUUUAAGAAUGGCUCCUGUGCCAAAGGUUGCAUUGAAGGAUAUCAUGGGCAAGUCUGUGAGACUAAGUGCGAAGCAAACUGUCAGAACUGUGACCAGACGUCAGGGAAAUGUUUGAGCUGCAAACCAGGGUGGUGUGGAGGGAACUGUGAUGUGUUUUGUGGUGGAUGCAAACUGGGCAUUUGUGCUGCUGAUGGACAGUGUCCACUUGGCUGUAAUCCAGGAUAUGCAGGCCCAAUGUGCAAUGACUCCUUGUAUGAAAAUGAACAGCCAUGCGCCAAAUUCAGGAAUGAACACACACGGAUGAAAAGACACGCUUGCCAAUAUGGAUGUAUGACAAGCGAGUGUGCAACAUGCCUUGAUGGCUUCUACGGUGACUUAUGUAAGAAGAAUUGUCCUACCAAUUGUGACAGCACCUGCAACAAAACAAGCGGCCAGUGUGAUCACUCCUGCAGAAAGAACUGGGGGCCUUUUUGUGAGGAUGAAUGCCCUGUGAACUGUUUAGAAGGAUGUGAUAUGUUGUCAGGACAGUGCUACGGUGGCUGUAGCGAGGGCUGGUAUGGACUUAAAUGUGACCAGACAUGUCCUAAAGAAUGCUUUUCGGACAUCUGUUACCAGGACUCUGGCAAGUGUGUUCAGGGUUGCACCAAAGGUUGGCAGGGGGAUCUGUGCAAUAUGCCUUGUUCAGACGGAUGUCUCAAUGGAUCCUGUUUUCAAAAUGGAACAUGUGAACUUGGAUGUUACUCUAACUACACUGGGUUGUUCGGAAAAUGCUCUGUUUCAUGCAUUGAAAACUGUGCAGGAAAUAUAUGUCACAUAUCAAAGCCUUUGAGGUCAUAUGUUUGCACCCAAGGCUGCAAAGAUGGCUUUGCAGGAGCUUCGUGCAGUGAGAAAUGUUCUGGAAGUUGUAAGACAUGUGAACAGUAUGAUGCCCUGAAGUGCAAAGUUUGUUCCUGCAGCAUGUACGGCUCUGAAUGCCAAAACCAUUGCAGCGAGACAUGUAACAACUCAACCUGUCCUGUCUGUGACAACAAGGGAUCAUGUCGGCAUGGAUGCGUGGACGGAACUUGGGGUAAGCAGUGCCAGGAAAGAUGCAGCAGCAACUGUAUUGCUUGUGAUGGGAAAGAAAAAUGUACAAGAUGCAAAAAUGGGCUUUACGGGAAGAGGUGCAGUGAGAAGUGCAGUCGUUGUCAGGGUGGAGACUGUCAUCAGAAUGGGACGUGCAUCAAUGGCUGUGUGCAUGGCCUCAAGGGUCCAAAGUGUAACAUUGUUACCAAUGUGCCAGAAUGGACAGGACGUGAGGCUGUAUUUACAGUUAUAGUUGUCGGCGGGACAAUAAUAUAUUAUGUAUUUUUAUGGCGGCAAGCUGCUCCAGCUAACUGAUGAAGGAGUUUAUUAUGAAGCUGUCAUGGAAGGAAGAGAAGAAAAGCUUCCGAGAUGCUGAUUCACCUUGCCACUGUGUACCUGAAUGGACGGGCAUCCAGAUGCCCAAGCCUUCAAUGGAUGAAAUGAAAUGUCUAAAGUCUGAAGCAGAAUAAAUUGUCCACAGAUCCAUGGGGGUAAGAAACUAAUAGAAACUUCCGCUCGAAAUACUUGUAUUAAAUUUGAAAAUACAAGAAAUUUGAUUGUAGGUAUUUGGUUAAGUACAAAGUUAUGUGACAUUAAUAUAAAUUUCUUUGAUUGUCUCAUUGGUUUGAAAUGACUUUACAAAUGGUUCAUUGGCCCCCUUCUUCUCUCCCAGAAGUCAGUGUUCAUCCAUUAUUUUUCUUGUGACCGUCUGCAUGAUGGGACUUCUCAGAAUAGCCUUACCCAAACACUUUGCAAGUAUGUGACAUCUUCCAUACAUAUCCGAUGACAAAAGGUGUACUAAGGGCUAUUGAAUCUUUAACAUUCCCGCUCUUACUCUUAACAAUUUUGUGUUUGUCUUCAUGAAUGCCUUUUCAGUGAACUAGAAAGAGGUUUACGACUCAUUAAAUAUUUUCCAUAUUUACAUUUGUUUAGUCAGAUUGAUUUGUGAUUACAGAGUAAGUUAAGCACCCAAAUUCUCCCCUACAUUCUUGUUUACUAAUUAUGUUGAGCUUAGGGAUUAUCUUGCAAGGGGCAGAUAAUUCUGUACAUGCUCCCUUGAUAUCAAAACAUUGAAUGUAUUACAUGUGUCAGUUGUUUAAUGAGAAAGGUCAUCAAUUGUUAUUUACUCUUUACACAUUGUUUUUGUGAAUCAUUCCUAUUCAACUGUCUUCAAAGCAUUCUCAACCAGAAAUGGAAUAACAAAUAAUGCACCUUGGACCCUCACAUGACUGUAACAUGACUGUCAGUCUGUGUCAUUAUAGGCCCCACCCCACAAAGUGAUCUCAGCACUAAUGUGAUUGUAACCUGGGGUGGAAAAAACUUUAAAAUUGCUAGUGUACACCGGUCCAGUGGCACAUGUAAAAUCACUUUCCCUGAUAAUUUUUCCUCUAUACCAGCCCAUUUUCUUGUUGAUUUUUUAAAUAAGCAACAU